Morchella sextelata is the source of this 642-nucleotide messenger RNA. RefSeq lists its product as uncharacterized. The transcript has a single exon. Bases 1 to 642 code for a protein of 213 amino acids. NCBI's taxonomy places the organism in Eukaryota, Fungi, Ascomycota, Pezizomycetes, Pezizales, Morchellaceae. The record is from RefSeq and is a predicted model, not a curated record.
AUGUCGGAUAUAGUCUACCCCCAGUUCGGCCGCCAAGUCUGGAGCGACGGCAUUUACACCCUCCUUCUGCACCUCCGCGGCACCGCCACCACCGCCGCCGAAGGCCCCUUCGACGACCCUACCUACUACGCCUACUUCGACCUCCUAAUGGAGCGCCUCUCAUUGCAACGCUACGGCCCUCUUCCCGCUGUUGAAGACUCUUUCUACAUGCCUGAGACCCCGGAAGAAACCGCUGCGCGGGAGAAAGAGGAGUCCGACCGCCAUAGACAUCUUAGUGAGGUCCUGCAUGCAAUUGAGUACUUCCAUAAGAAUCAGCCUCACCCAUUUGAUUUAGAGAGAUGUCAGAUGGCGCUGCUGAGACCGUGGCCAAGCGCGGAGUCGUCGACGUCAGUGAAGGAUGUGAGGUGGAGGUUGGAGGUCAUGUCGUGGUAUGAGGACUGGCCGGUGAUGUCGACAUCGCCGAAGGUGGGUGGUGUUGUGGUGAACAAUGUUACUACGGUGCUGUUGAGGGAGCUGGCGAACGCAGAGAUGGCGAACCCAAGGAGAAGAGACCGAAUUAAGCAUUUGCUGAGGGUGGGAAAGGCAAGUUAUAAAGACUACAGAGAACAGAGGCGAUUGAAGGAGGAAGCAAGGAAAUGGUGA